AGGACAUGCCCCUGGGGCCUGAAGGGGCUUUGUACGGCAACCGAAGCAGUUGCGAGUUCAACGGCAAGUUUCGAAGAUGCCGCCCAAAGGAAAAAGUGGUUCUGGAAAAGUAGGGAAAGGAGGAGCAGCCUCUGGGAGUGACAGUUCUGACAAGAAGGCUCAGGGUCCCAAAGGUGGUGGCAAUGCAGUAAAGGUCAGACACAUUCUGUGUGAAAAACAAGGAAGAAUCAUGGAAGCCAUGGAAAAGUUAAAGUCUGGAAUGAGAUUCAAUGAAGUGGCUGCACAAUAUAGUGAAGAUAAAGCCAGGCAAGGGGGCGACUUGGGUUGGAUGACCAGAGGGUCUAUGGUGGGACCAUUUCAAGAAGCAGCAUUUGCCUUGCCUAUCAGUGGGCUGGAUAAGCCUGUGUUUACAGACCCUCCAGUAAAGACAAAAUUUGGAUAUCAUAUUAUUAUGGUUGAAGGGAGAAAAUAAAAUUGUAUGAAAGACUGAAUAUGUUUUAUACAUUCUGCUUAUUUCUUUAAAAGUUAUUGAAUAAUUCUUGUAUUUUA
Diceros bicornis minor is the source of this 549-nucleotide messenger RNA. It is a transcript of the gene PIN4, whose product is annotated as peptidylprolyl cis/trans isomerase, NIMA-interacting 4. The record is from RefSeq and is a predicted model, not a curated record. Gene Ontology annotation, biological process: rRNA processing. The coding region runs from base 77 to 472 and encodes 131 amino acids. The transcript is spliced from 4 exons. Gene Ontology annotation, molecular function: DNA binding; peptidyl-prolyl cis-trans isomerase activity. Lineage: Eukaryota; Metazoa; Chordata; Mammalia; Perissodactyla; Rhinocerotidae.